Physcomitrium patens is the source of this 2446-nucleotide messenger RNA. RefSeq lists its product as uncharacterized. Gene Ontology annotation, cellular component: U2-type spliceosomal complex. The record is from RefSeq and is a predicted model, not a curated record. Lineage: Eukaryota; Viridiplantae; Streptophyta; Bryopsida; Funariales; Funariaceae. Gene Ontology annotation, biological process: mRNA splicing, via spliceosome.
UAGUUGCGAAGAAACGUGGUGUGGCUGGUGGUGUGGAUCAGUCUGCGAUGGCGAUGUUUAUGCCGCACCCCCCCUGGAAUUGGAAUUAGAACGGACAGCACCUCGUUGUAGGAUUAUUUUUGUGGGGAAUAGGAAGAAAGAAAUUGUGUCUGGACGGACCGAGGAGGGUUGGGGUUUUGAGGGUUUGGGAGGGUUUGAAGGGUGUCGUCGAUUGUUUUGAUUGGCUAGUUUGUUUGAGAGAUGGCGCUCAAGUUUUUGAAUAAGAAAGGAUGGCACACGGGGAGUUUAAGGAAUAUCGAAACGGUGUGGAAGGCAGAGCAGAAGCAUGAGAACGAGCAGAAGAAACUCGAGGAGCUCCGCAAGCAGAUUCAGGAUGAGCGUGAGAAGUCGGAGUUUCGUCUCAUGCAAGAGCAAGCCGGCUUGGUCCCAAAGCAGGAGCGGCUGGAGUUUUUGUAUGAUUCUGGUCUUCAGGUUGGAAAGGUUGCUCAAGCAGAUGAAUAUUUGCUAGGAAAACCUGUGGAAGAAGCUGUACAACCUGAAAGUAAUGUUGGACAGGUUGCAGCUAAACCCGGCGCAUUAUUUGUUGAAGAAAAACCUGCCUCAGCAAAUGAUUCGUGGAGGAAGCUGCACUCAGAUCCCCUUUUCGCGAUUAGGCAACGUGAGCAAGAAGCAAUUGCCAAGAUAAAGAGCAAUCCAGUCAAGAUGGCGCAGAUUAAAAAAGCUGCCGAGUUGAAGAAAAAGCUGAAGGAAGAGAAGAAAAAGAAACGUAAAGAGGCUAAGCUGGAGCGCAGAGAAAAGAAGAAACGGAAAAAGCAGCACAGAAGCAGCAGUGAAGACUCCUCUGAUUCAGACGAUCCUCGAAAAGGUAGGAAGCUUGGGCAUGGUUCGGAUGCUGAUGCUGAUGCUGAUGGUGGUCAUACAAGUAGGGCCCGUGUUCUAUCCAGAAGCGUAUCCAGGAGUCCGACCAGCAGUCCCGUUCGAAAUGAUCGUCGCCAAAGCCCAAGGAAAUUGAUUAGUGACCGGAAGUCGAAAGGGUCUGAAGACCAAGAAUUUGAAAAGAGAACGAGAGACCCGUCGAGGAGUCCCAGCAGAAGCCUUACUCGGAGUGCGGCUGUUCAGAGAAGUCCUGUUCGCAGAGAUCGUGAGCAGAGGUUUAACGGGUCUAGAGAUCGUGAUUACGAAAAGAGGAAGAGGGUUCCAUCUAGGAGCCCAUCCAGAAGUCGAAGCAGAAGUCCUGUUAGGAGGGUUCCUCUUCGAAAAGACCGUGACCCGGGUAGAUCGAGUAGAGGCGAUUUUAAUUCCAGAGAUUCUUACACGCGCGAAGGUAGGUAUGGGGAGUACAAGGACAGUGAUCAGAGACAGAAAGGGUCUGAAGAUCGUGAUUAUGGAAAGGGUAAGCGAGUUCAAUCUAGGAGCUUAUCUAGAAGUCCGAGCAGAAAAUCUACACAAAGGGAUUACGACCUAGAUAGAUCGAGGAGAGAUAAUUUCGCUUCUAGGGGUCCUUACUCGGGCGAAGGUAGGUAUUUGGAACACAGGGACAGUGACGGAAGGCUGAAAGGGCCCGAAGAUCGAGAUCAUGUUAAAAGGAAGAGAGUUUCACACAGGAGCCCAUCCAGGAGUCCAAGCAGCAGUCCUGUUCACAGGAGGGAUUACGGUCAGAGUGGAUUAAGAAGAGGUGAAUUUGAUUCUAAGGCUCCUUCUAAAGGUGAUGAAAGAUACAAGGAACUCCAUCUUAGUGAUCAAAGGUCAAAAAGGUACGAAGAUAGAGACACCAAGCUUCCGUACACUAAGGAACCAGAAAGGAAAAUCAAGUCCCCAAGUAAUGGCUCUGUAGAUGAUUUGAGAAACACUAAAUUAGAUGCGAUAGAGAAAAGGCUGGUUGUUGAAGAUCAGGUAGUCGGAAGGAAGGACAUAAAUAGUGAAAACGUUCUCUCAAAGCCAGCGAGUAGAGGAAGACCUCCCAAGCCUGGGCAACUGUCGGAUGCAGAGAGGGCUGCACGAUUGCGGGAGAUGCAAGUUAAUGCUGAUAUUCAUGAGGAGCAGAGGUGGCAACGUUUGAAACGUGCUGCAGACGCAGAUGCUGUCGAAAUUAAGCGUACAAUAAAUGACAAGUCGAAUGAGCAAUUCAUAGCUGAUACGCAGAAAAGUAUGUUUGGAUCAGAGGGAGUGAGUGCUUCCGCAAUCGAAAAGAGUGUAAAAAGGCGGGCACACUUUAUUGAGAGGUCAAGUGCAGAAAACGAGAGAAAUGCUUUCAGAAGGUGAACAAAUGGAUAUAGUGAGAUUUCUCAUUGUGGCACAUUAUUUGUCCCAUGCAAUUUACAUUACAGUACUUGGUUGUGGCAGGGCUGCCCGCCCUACGGAAUAUUGUACUUAAAUCCGCUUUCAUGCAGCGUCGGUGAAAGAUUCCUUUUCUCAAUAUCUUUCAUUAGCUACUUUUGGACUUUUA